Molecule: messenger RNA, 3228 nt
Organism: Amphibalanus amphitrite
Lineage: Eukaryota; Metazoa; Arthropoda; Thecostraca; Balanomorpha; Balanidae
Gene: Dok
Product: docking protein 2-like
Exons: 4
Coding region: 432-2090 (552 amino acids)
Biological process (GO): cell surface receptor protein tyrosine kinase signaling pathway
Cellular component (GO): cytoplasm
Source: RefSeq, a predicted model, not a curated record
UCCGGCCGGGACGGGACGAAGCCCAAGCCGGAGCUGGGGAGGGCGCCCGUUCCGACUCCACGUCCGGUGGUGCCGAUAGCGGCGAGCGCACAUCCGGCCAAAUGUCUCGUGCCGACUGGCCUGACUGUCGACCGGGCGAGCGACUGGGCGACCGACCGUUCGUGUGCCGCCGUUGUGCUCGCUGUUGUGCGGUGUUCAUUGGUUUGUGUUUGUGGUGUUUAUUGGUUUAUUGGUUUGUGUUACUUUGGUGUGGAGCGAUAGAGCCAGGUAGCAGAAAGCAAAGCAGAGCUGGGCAGACAGCUGGCCAGAUAGCAGAGAAUCCAGCAGUGAACCGAGUGACAGCAGGGCUACAGCACGGAGUAACAGCGAAGUGACGGCGCAGUGACGAGGAAGGAGCUCCAAGGGAAAGCUGGAACCAGCUGGUCAGCACCAUGCAGAAGGAGGAUAUAAAGUCGGGGUUUCUGCAGGUGCCGCCCUCGACCUGGCUGCAGCUCCUGCUAAAUAAGCCGUGGGUGAAGAAGCAGUGUGUGCUGUACCCCGCCAGCCACCAGGGUGUGAAGAGACUCGAGGUGUUCGAUUUGGCACCCUCCCUGCGCAGGAGAGAACCAGCCGGUCUCAUCAUUCCCCUCGGAGACUGCGUCAAAAUCGCCGAGGAGCACUUCAAGGGGAAGGACUUUGUCUUUUCGGUGGUGACUCGCGAGGGAUCUCACACGUUCUCCGCUGGAAGUAUACAGGAGCUGCAUGAUUGGGUGGAUGCUCUGCAGAGGAUAGCCUUCGGGAAGGCAGGGAGCGACUGUCCCAACUCGAAACUCCUCUCGGCUUCGAGAAGCCUCCCUGGUGAACAGUGUGACGAUAACGUCCUGUAUGGCUCCGUGGAAAAUCGCUCGACAUUUCCGGUGACCGUGGAGGAGAACGAGAUGACGCUGCGUCUGCGGCUGUCGGGACCUCACGUGGUGCAGGUGGCCGCCGCCUCUGUCCAGCUGCGCACAGUGGGCGGGCAGCUGCGCGCCUCCUGGCUCUUCAGCCACAUCCGCCGGUACGGCCAGACCCGCGACUCCUUCGUCAUGGAGGUGGGCCGCAGCAGUGAGACCGGGCCGGGGUCGUUCAUCUUCCGCACGCGCGCCGCUGGAGCGCUCCAGCACGAGCUACAGCGAGUGAUGGCUGAGUAUGAGCACAACAGGCACAGUGCGGCGCCCGACCUGCCGACCUCUCCUCCGCCGCCGCAGCCGCCGCCGGCCGCGCCGUUCGAGUCCCACACUCUGGACCGACUUAGCUCCGGCCGCAAGGGAAAAAAGACCCCAAUCGCUAAACCACCUCGGAAGACCAAGGCGACGGCGACGGCAGAAGACGUGCUUCCCAACGUCGUUCCGCUGGCCGAAAAGCAGUGGCUGCUGACACAGAGUCUGAAGAUGACGUCACCUGAGCAGGAAGCGGCGCAAAGCAACGAGCUGCUGCUGGGCUCUCUGUCAGUUCCGUUCAUGAACGAGCCAGAGGAGGAGAUGUACUCCGAGCCGGGCGAGCGGCGCUCGGCGUGGCGCGAGCUUGGCCGAGACGUCGAGCACGUCGAGCACAGCGCGCCGGCGGACCGGUGGGACGUCGCUGUCGACGGCGACGGACUCGCCGAGCCGCUCCGACCGACACCGGUCACGGCCGGGGAGCGUAGCUCAGCUUCGUACGCCAGUCUGCAGCACAUGCCGUGCUCGACCGAGGCGCCGGGGGCGCAGUACGCUCGCCUCGGGGAGCCGCUCGGGGCGUCGACCGGGGCGCCGUUGGGGGCGCCGGGGCCCGGGGCGUCGGUCAAGGCGUCGAGCGCCGAGAAUCGGACCGCGGCGUGGGCGGCCGAGCAGAGCUUACGCAAGGAGGCUGCCGUGGUGGCUGCCGCUGCUGCUGCAGCCGCUGCCCCUCCCUCCGAAAAGACAACAUCGAAUGAUGCGCCCAUCUAUGCGAAUGUGGUGCCAGCUCCAGCGUGGCCAAGGUCCUCUCCGGGAUCAGAGAUCGGCUCCGGAUCACAGAAGGGAGCCACGUCACACGUCAUCGUCAAUGACGAAAUGUACACGCUCCUAGACAAGCCGCGCAAAAACGGGUCAUGAGAAAAAGUAGUAUGACCGACGGCCUUAUAAAUGCUUGCUGACAGAGUGCGACGGAAGUUUGUUUUGAUAAACUGUUGCACCGUCGGAAGACAGUUCUCACAGACGAGUGUGACCAAUUGUGCUCUAGCAGAAAGUUGGUACGAUGCUGAUAUUGUUAUAUUAUGAUAGCCGGAGUUAUCUGUUUUGGGGAUACACUUGCGGCAUAUUUGCUAACGCAAUGGACGGACAUGUAAAAAUGAGCUUACGUGUUACGCUUAUGAACUCGUGCAUAGAUAUAUCCGUUCUUGUGCUUAAGCGAGCUUAAAGCCGAUGAAUUUAUAGUUGACUGAUGUCUUAACUGAUUCAUGUCACUAAUCCCAAAUCAACACUAUCUUAACUAAAGCCCCGACCGACUAACUAUUUACCAACACCACCUAAAUAUUUAUAAAGUUAUGCAUUCAACUGCACUUCGGUCUUUAUUUGAGUUCGUAUGAGACAUCACUGAGUCACAGUCGUGGGUUAACUCCCAUCUAACGCCUCAAGGAACCCAGUUUCAUUAAGAAGUUCCACGAAACAUCUAUGGCCUUAGUUCUUCGAAGAUCUGUACCCAUCAUGCGACUAUUAGGGUCACAACAUUCAUUGGUCAUUGGAGAGAUGAUGUGGCACUUAGUUCGUGCGAAAACUACACAUAAAUACACAUUAGCCUUAAAUUGAUGAGCAAAUCAUUACUGUGCAUCUCAAAGCGUGCUUGGCUAUUGGCUAUCCAUGUCAAUAAUUGACCAUCGAGUGGCGUGCAUUCAAUUGCAAGAUUUCACGAUACGAACGGCAAACAUUACCGUGCAAACCUGUGCACUGUGCGGUGCAUGCACUGUCUGCAUCUCACGUUUUCGAUACAUGUCAGCUGCCUGCGCUGCUGUUAAGUGGCGUCUUGAGUGGACGUUGACCCUAGCAGGACACCUGACACUUAGAUGAUUAAGUGUUACCGAUAGAUGGUCGUGUCAAUAACAGUGCUCUUCGUUAAUAUUGUUAAGCCGUAAUGAUUUGACAAGUUCGUGUGUGGCCACUUUAAUCGCCAACGAGGGAGCCCCGCAGUCUAUCUGUCUGUCGGUCGAAUGGACAGACACUGGUGCGUCGCCAAUAAACGUUCGUUUCUGUAUGA